CUUCAAUGUCUUUAUAAACUAACAUAUGCUAUUGCAUUCUGGUGAUAGUCAUCGUUUGGUUAGCUAGUUGUGCUAGUGGCUUAUGUUUUAGUAAAUGGCGCUAAUUGUUCAAUAUUUUUAUAUCUAUUUUAGUUUUAUAUACUAGGUUUUAGCUUUCUUUUUUUUUUGUUGUUCGUGUGAUUACAUCGUAUUCGAUGGCUUACCUUUCAGUAUCUAACCUCUCCAUUACUUCUAACCCCAUCAUUCACUUGUGGUAACCUUUCAUUUAAAAUCUUUGACAAUGCCUUCGGAAUUGAAAAGUUUGUGGGCUCCUGCCCCUUCUACAAAGCUUUCUCAGCCAUGCAAACUGUCUACGAAUCGUAAUGGCGAUCGAAUUGCUUAUGCUACAAAUAAAGCAAUCAUACUGAGAAAUAUAUCUAAUCCAGAAGAAAGCUAUCAGUAUAAUGAACAUACUGCUCCUACUAGUGUCGCUAAAUUCAGCCCGUCCGGAUUUUACGUAGCGUCUGGUGAUGUUCAUGGAAAUGUGCGCGUCUGGGACUGCGUAGGUGAAGACAAAAUCCUAAAGAACAAUGUCGCAGCUAUUAGCGGGAGAAUAAACGACAUUGAUUGGGAUGGUGAUAGUCAAAGAAUCAUCGCAGUUGGUGAAGGGAAAGAAAGAUACGGUCAUGCUUUCACUGCGGAUUCAGGAAAUUCAGUUGGUGAAAUUUUUGGUCACUCGGCUAUUGUCAACAGCGUUGCCAUGCGAAAGCAGCGUCCGCUUCGUGCUGCUACGGCCUCUGAUGAUAGCUCUGUAAAUUUCUUUCACGGAGUUCCCUACCGAUAUAAUACCAGCAUUCGCUGUCACGAUAAAUACGUUUACGAUGUACGUUAUGCCCCUAAUGAUGAAAAGUUUGCUUCUGUUGGCGCAGAUGGAAAAGUCUUUUUAUUAGAUGGAAAAACAGGAGAAAAAAUUUUGGAAUUUAAUGCUCAUAAAGGCACCAUUUUUUCGUUAUCAUGGUCACCAGAUUCAAAGAAACUUGUAACUUCGUCUGCCGACCGAAGUGUAAAAGUUUGGAAUGCUGAUGACGGUUCUUUGAUUCGCGAGUGGUCUUCUAUGAAGGAGCAGCAAGUUGGUAACGUUUGGGCUUCAGAAGACUUAAUAAUAUCAGUUGAUGUGAAGGGCGUCUUGAUUUAUCUAAAUCCCACCAAGGAUGACCCUGAGCGAUUUGUCUACGGACACCAGCGUUCCAUCACAUCCUCUUUCCUUUGUCCAGACAGCAAGUCUUUGUACACUGCUUCUUACGAUGGAGUGGCUUUAGUCUGGGACAUAAAAACUCAAAAUGGUUCGUCCGUACAAGGUGUUUCCCACAGUAAUCAAGUCAUGGAUAUGACUAGACUUGGAGAUAAAGUCAUCUCUGUUGGAAUGGAUGAUACAUUGCGAACCGUAGACAUUAAAGCAAAUGCCUUCAUUUCGGAAAGCGUAUAUACCACUGGUUAUCAACCAGUUGGUGUAUGUGCUGUUGGCGAUUGUAUCGUUUUGGCUACCGUCUCAGACAUACAAGUACUCCGUGACUUAAAAUGUGUCUCCACAGCUAAAACAAUAUACCAACCAAGCUGUAUGGCUGCUCAUCCCUCAAAGCAAGAAUUUGCAGUUGGUGGAGAGGAUUCUUGUGUAUACGUUCAUUCUUUCGAGAAGGACGAACUUUGCGAAAUAGCCCAAUUAAAAAAUCAUACUUCGCCGGUUACUUCAAUGGUUUACUCUCAUGAUGGAAAAUACCUUGCCUGUGGUGAUGCUUCUGGUAAAGUCGUCCUUUAUGACGCUGAAACUCGACAAGUUAUCACUUCUCGCUGGGCUUUCCAUACCGGUCGAAUUUUGGGUAUGUCUUGGAACUCUAAUUCAACGCAUUUGGCAACCGCUUCUCUUGAUACAAAUGUUCACGUUUACUCGGUGGAACGUCCCAUGAAAUAUGUUGCUGUUAAAAAUGCCCAUGCUUUAGGUGCGACACAAGUUCACUGGUUGUCGGAAGACGAAAUAUUAAGUACAGGAAGCGAUGCAGCCAUCAAAACUUGGAAACUAUCUUUUUAAACCUUCCACGGUUGACUAGCGAAUUUUGACAACAAAUUUAUGAAAAAUUAGAUUAUCUUUGAAUGAAAUACAUCUUAUAAAAGUUGUUUAACAAU
Schizosaccharomyces octosporus yFS286 is the source of this 2160-nucleotide messenger RNA. Its product is annotated as actin cortical patch component Aip1. The transcript has 7 exons. Gene Ontology annotation, cellular component: cortical actin cytoskeleton. Gene Ontology annotation, molecular function: actin filament binding. NCBI's taxonomy places the organism in Eukaryota, Fungi, Ascomycota, Schizosaccharomycetes, Schizosaccharomycetales, Schizosaccharomycetaceae. Gene Ontology annotation, biological process: actin filament depolymerization; positive regulation of actin filament depolymerization. The coding region runs from base 281 to 2065 and encodes 594 amino acids. The record is from RefSeq and is a predicted model, not a curated record.